AUGACACUAAACUCCACCACCAGUAACCAAACCACUGUUGAUUUCAAAGCUGUAUCUAACAACGUUAUUGCCGUUGAAUUUGACACCUACCCUAAUGACAAUGUUGGUGAUCCAAGAUACAAACACAUUGGAAUCGAUGUCAACUCUAUCAGAAGACUAUCUGUUACUAUUUUUUAUCCUGGGAGUAAAGCUGUGGCUCUCUCCCAUGACGUUGAGCUCACUACAGUGCUUCCUCAAUGGAUUAGAGUAGGGUUCUCUGCUUCAACAGGAUUAGAGAAACAAAGAAAUACCCUUCUGUCAUGGUCUUUCUCUUCAAGCUUGAAGAACAAUGCGGUGGAGGAGGAUAAAGAAGACAUGAAUAUUGCAAGCGUUGUGUGA
Sphenostylis stenocarpa is the source of this 378-nucleotide messenger RNA. NCBI's taxonomy places the organism in Eukaryota, Viridiplantae, Streptophyta, Magnoliopsida, Fabales, Fabaceae. The record is from the annotation of a GenBank genome assembly.